AUGCCACGGACGAUUAUGAAUGGCUCUGACGCUGACGCGGGUGGGAUUGUGGUGCCGGACCCAAAGGCACCGUAUCAUCUGUAUGCGCUGGGAUGGUUUGUCGAUCAGGUCUGCGGGGAGACGUUCUAUUGGCAUAGUGGGAGUUGGCCGGGGUUUGGGAUCAUGGUGGGAUUAAUUCCGGAGAGGAAGUGGGGGUUUGCCAUGAUGGGAAAUGCGGUGGAUGCGAGGCGUGUGGAGAGGGAGUUAUAUUUGUAUCUGAUUGAGAGGUUGGUGGGGAGCUCAGGACCGUCGCAGUCACAGCCGCAGUCUACCAGCACUAAGGGGAGGAGGUCGAGGACAGCAGAAUCGGAGAGUCCGGGUCAGGAGAAAUGUCGACUUUUCCCUGGCUACCCGGAUCCGCCCAUCCCACAUGCUCUUCCCUUGCAGCAAUAUGCGGGUGUUUACAGUCAUCCCGGGUACGGGUCAUUCGGGCUGGUUGUUGAGGAUGGGAAGUUAGGAGCGGAUUUGACGGACAGGGUGGGAAGACUGCGAUUCGUACUUGAGCAUGCAAGCGGCGAGUUCUUUGUUUGUGUUGCGUAUACUCCGGAGAAGGGCGAGUCGCUGGGAGAGACGUUCCUGACGGAGUUUUAUGUGAAUUAUAGUGGGGUGGCUGCGAGGGUGGGAUUGGAUUUGGAGCCUGCGUUGGGUGGGAAGAAGAUCUGGUUUGAGAGAGUGUCUGAUUGA
Messenger RNA from Aspergillus melleus, 723 nucleotides. RefSeq lists its product as uncharacterized. NCBI's taxonomy places the organism in Eukaryota, Fungi, Ascomycota, Eurotiomycetes, Eurotiales, Aspergillaceae. The record is from RefSeq and is a predicted model, not a curated record. The transcript has a single exon. The coding region runs from base 1 to 723 and encodes 240 amino acids.